This is a messenger RNA of Lactuca sativa (garden lettuce), 1597 nucleotides long. RefSeq lists its product as uncharacterized. Gene Ontology annotation, cellular component: nucleus. The record is from RefSeq and is a predicted model, not a curated record. Gene Ontology annotation, biological process: regulation of transcription by RNA polymerase II. Gene Ontology annotation, molecular function: DNA-binding transcription factor activity, RNA polymerase II-specific; RNA polymerase II cis-regulatory region sequence-specific DNA binding; protein dimerization activity. Lineage: Eukaryota; Viridiplantae; Streptophyta; Magnoliopsida; Asterales; Asteraceae.
GUGGACUCUUGAGUUUCAUACACACAAAUAAAAUUAUGGUUCUUCUUCUACCAAUAACUGAAUUAUUUUCGAUUUAUUAAUCAAGUCAAUCCUUAUAGCAUUCGGUCACGACCUUAAAAGGGUAUAAAUAUGUUUUCCGUUUCAAUCAUCCUCAAGCACAUAUCAAAAACAUUCGUGUUGUCAACACACUACGUACACACUCUCCCAAGAGAGAUCUUAUCAACAUAAAUUCUCCCAGAAAUCAAAAGCACCUCAAAACAAAAAAAAAAAUGACGUCUUAUGAACAUGCUAUUGAUGAAGAAUGGGUGAAUCUGAGCUCAAUGUUCUCUUGUGAUCAAGAUUCCAGUCAUUUCGUGGGCCAUGGGUUGUUCUCAGGUGAACAUGAUCAAGGUUUUGACCAUGAAUGUCCUUCUAUUCUUUGGUCAAGUGCCAAUGAAUCUAAUAGUUCUAAUUCAUCUGUUCUUGAUGAUCAGAUUUUAAUCUAUGCUUCUGAUCAUGAUCUUAAACCUACUUUCUAUAAUUAUUUUUCUCAAGAAAGUAGCAAUGCUACAGAUUCUCUUCCCUACCCAUGCCAAGAUAUUUUCCAGUUUGAAACACCUACAAAUAAUGUGUAUCAUCAGUCUAAGGAAUUAUGUAUGAUGGAAGGUGACAGUAGCAAUUACUUGUUACUAACUAAGGUGUUUUCUGAUGAUAUAAUGGAAGAAAUACUUUGUUUGACACAAGAUGAGAACCUAGAGAAGAGUAAAAUGGACAACUCCAUUGGUCAAGCUGUGCCUAUCAAGAGGAAAUAUGAAAUGCUUGAACUUCGUCCCAAUGCUUUAGAAGAUGGAGGCGACACUGAAAAAAUUGAUAACCCCAAAAAGAAAACUCGGGUUGCAAGAGAUAAUAAAAACAAGAAGAAUUUGCCAUCAAAGAACCAGAAGAUGAUGAGUGCUACAAAUAGCAAUGAAGAUGAAACCGAAGAGAGAAAUCUAAACAAUGAAAAAAUUACAAACAAAAAUAAUGGAAAAGGGAAUAUUGAUCAAAGUUUUAGUUCUAGUUGCUCCGAAGAUGAUUCAAUUGUUUCUCAAGAUUUAAAUGAAGGACCAAUUAACUUAACUGCAAAAACAAGAGCUGGUAGAGGCGCUGCAACUGAUCCACAAAGCAUCUAUGCAAGGAAAAGAAGAGAAAGAAUUAAUGAAAGACUUAGAAUCCUUCAAAACAUUGUACCAAAUGGGACAAAGGUUGACAUUAGCACAAUGCUUGAAGAAGCAGUUCAUUAUGUGAAGUUUUUGCAGCUUCAAAUUAAGUUGCUGAGCUCCGAUGAUAUGUGGAUGUAUGCUCCAAUAGCAUAUAAUGGAAUGGAUAUGGGUCUCUACCAGAAUAUUUCACCCACCAUAUAAAAGUCACCUUUAAGAACUUUUUGUUCAUUACCUAAUUAGUUACUUCACUCAAGACACCAAAACAUAUUAUAUAAUCCGACAUGUAUUUAUAAUGUAAUUACGGAAUAUAUUUUUCUGGAUCAAGAUAUUGAUUUCAUGAGGUGUAAUGAAAUAGGAUCUUGAAUUAACUGCCCAUGUUAUUGGACAUGUGGUGGAUUAUUAAGCUAUCUCAUGAU